Diceros bicornis minor is the source of this 4732-nucleotide messenger RNA. It is a transcript of the gene NFKBIZ, whose product is annotated as NFKB inhibitor zeta. Bases 1516 to 3372 code for a protein of 618 amino acids. Gene Ontology annotation, molecular function: POU domain binding; DNA binding. The record is from RefSeq and is a predicted model, not a curated record. The transcript has 12 exons. Gene Ontology annotation, biological process: regulation of gene expression. Gene Ontology annotation, cellular component: nucleus. Lineage: Eukaryota; Metazoa; Chordata; Mammalia; Perissodactyla; Rhinocerotidae.
CGGGCCGUCGUUCACCAGGCGACUGCUGGGUGCCUCGCCCCGUGCUGGCGAGUGCAACUCGCUGCCCCUGACCGCCUGGGAGCCGGGCGCGGUCCGGUGACUUCCGGGGGCAGUGAACCGCGUUAGACCUGGUCUCUUCUCUUUUUUCUAAAAACGGCCUGAUGAAGCUCUAAGUCACACACUAGCGCGAGGUUUGGCUCUGACGCAGGUGUCACUUCUUCUCGUGGCUACUUUAGUGAAAGGCUGGAGCCGCGGUGAGGGUUUGGGGGCUGUGUUCAAGGUCAUGGCUUAUUUCUUCCUCAGGAUUUGUGGAAAUUUUAAGUAAAAGGGCUUUAGGUUAAAGAGAAGAAACCGAUGUCAUCAAGGUGUAGGAUGAAGGUGGACUGAAAACCAGGUCGGUUGAUGCCUCUAGUUGGUGCCGUCUGUGGUGUGUGGAGGUGGCCCCGCAUUCUGCGGUCUCUGUGCUGCUUUGCGUGUUCAGAAUGGUGAAGUCCAAUCUAGCACAGAAAGGUGGAAGGUUUCCUUUCUUGGGGUGUGAAUUGCUUGGUUUCUUUUCUUAAUGAACUGAGUUGCAUAAUUUGGGGGAAAACAGGAUGCCGCCGUGGGCAGACUGAAGAACAUCUAGAUACUCUCAAAUGCUGGAGAAUCUAACCAGCGUGAUUGUAAAGAACCUUCUCCUCCAGGUGUUCCCCACUGCUAGCCGCUCCUGCUUUGGUUGUCUUUUUUUUUUUGUAGUUUUUAUUUAUUUUUCCCCAAAGCCCCAGUAGAUAGUUGUAUGUCAUAGUUGCACAUCCUUCUAGUUGCUGUAUGUGGGACGUGGCCUCAGCAUGGCCGGAGAAGCGGUGCGUCGGUGCGCGCCCGGGAUCCGAACCUGGGCCACCAGCAGCGGAGCGAGCGCAUUUAACGGCUAAGCCAUGGGGCUGGCCCCGGUUGUCUUUUAUUUUAGAAAGUGAUUUUUCAUUUUCAUUUUAAAAAAGUGACUUAAGCCACUCGGUUGUGUAAGAUGCUCCCUGUAUGUUAUGUGUAGCAAAUGCAAAAAUUGUGUGUGUGUUUAGAACCUUUUCUCCCACAUUUGGCCUUCAUCUGGCUGAGACUGUUUUGCCAGUUCCUUGGUUUACCACAUAGCCAGAGGGGAUUUCUGAAACUGGAUUUUUCUCCCUGUGACGUCGAAUUAUUAACUGUUGUCAUUCCGGAGAGAUGCUGUGUUAGAUUCUGGCAAGAUAUCCCUAACCUUAGACAUAAAACCAUCUAGUCGUUCCAUUUGCCCGGUGAUUGAGUUGUUUCUCUCCUGUGUUUGUGAUAUAUAUGCUCAAAUUAUGCAUUGUUUCUUGUCCCAUCUUAUUACUUGUUUCCGCUCUCCAGAGACUGGCUGAAUUAUUCAUUUCCGGACUUUUCACAUGUUUACUUUGUGUUCAGCUCGUCCCAAGAGAUUGUGACACAGUGGUGGUCAGAAGUGGAUUGCUAUCCUCAUGGACUGCAUUCUGAAGUGUAUUUUAAACUUUAAUUGAGCCCCAUAUGGGGGUUGGCAGGCAGCAGAGAGGACCCUUUCAAGGUGUUCGAGUGAAGAACUCGGUGAAGGAGCUCUUGCUGCACAUCCGAAGUCAUAAACAGAAGGCUUCCGGCCAAGCUGUGGAUGAUUUUAAGACACAAGGUGUGAGCAGAGAGCAAUUCACAGAGUUGAAGAACACAGUAUCAUACAGUGGGAAGAGGAAAGGACCUGAUUCGUUGUCUGAUGGACCAGCUUGCAAACGGCCAGCUUUGUUACAUCCCCAGUUUUUGACGCCACCUCAAACACCAACGCCUGGGGAGAGCAUGGAAGAUGUUCACCACAGUGAAUCCAAACAGGACAGCAGUGCCGAUCUGCUGCAGAACAUCAUCAACAUUAAGAACGAGUGCAGCCCCGUUUCCCUGAACACCGUCCAAGUUAGCUGGAUGAGCCCUGUGGUGGUCCCUCAGAGUUCCCCCCGAGAGCAGUGUCAGGACAUCCACGGAGGCCAGGUCUUCUCUCCACCUCAGAAAUACCAGCCGUUUCAAGUCAGCAGCUCCCCGCACAUGAUGGAUCAGGCUUCGCUGUACCAGUAUUCUCCACAGAACCAGAACAUGCAGCAGCAGCACUACACCCACAACCCAACUCUGGAAUACAGUCCUUAUUCCGGAACUUCCCAGUCCCCCAACUAUGAACCAAACCUCUUUGAUGGUCAGGAACCACAGUUCUGCCCAAACCAAGGUUUUGCAUCCCUUCUAAGCAGUCAUGGGGCAUCUGAGAAUGUUGCUGUUCCCAUCCAGGCUUCCCCCAGUGUUCAGCAACAAAAUGAUGCCCACCUGCAGAACUUCAACAUGAUGCCACAUGGCGCCUGCCAGGCCAUGGCGGGGCACGAUGCAGGCUCUGCCCCUUUAAGCACUUCACUGCCAUUCCAGAACAUCAUCGAAAAUUCAAUGAACACCACACAGUUAGGGAAAUCAUUUUUUCAGUGGCAAGUAGAGCAGGAAGAAAGCAAAUUGGCAAAUAUCUCUCAAGACCAGUUUCUUUCAAAGGAUGCAGAUGGUGACACGUUCCUCCAUAUUGCUGUUGCCCAAGGGAGAAGGGCACUUUCCUAUGUCCUCGCAAGAAAGAUGAAUGCGCUUCAUAUGCUGGAUAUUAAGGAGCACAAUGGACAGAGUGCCUUCCAGGUGGCAGUGGCUGCUAACCAGCACCUCAUCGUGCAGGAUCUGGUGAACCUCGGGGCCCAGGUGAACACCACCGACUGCUGGGGCAGAACCCCUCUGCACGUCUGUGCAGAGAAGGGCCACUCGCAGGUGCUGCAGGCAAUUCAGAAAGGAGCAGUGAUGAGUAAUCAGUUUGUGGAUCUUGAGGCAACUAACUACGAAGGCCUGACUCCCCUGCACUGCGCGGUGGUGGCCCACAACGCCGUGGUGCACGAGCUCCAGAGAAACCAGCAGCCCCACUCGCCUGAAGUUCAGGAGCUUUUACUGAAGAAUAAGAGUCUGGUGGACACCAUUAAGAGUCUGAUUCAAAUGGGAGCAGCAGUGGAAGCUAAGGACCGUAAAAGUGGCCGCACAGCCCUGCAUUUGGCAGCUGAAGAAGCCAAUCUGGAGCUCAUUCGCCUCUUUCUGGAGCUGCCCAGUUGCCUGUCUUUUGUGAACACAAAGGCCUACAACGGGAACACUGCUCUCCAUGUCGCUGCCAGCCUGCAGUAUCGGGUGACGCAGCUGGAUGCAGUCCGCCUGUUGAUGAGGAAGGGAGCUGACCCAAGUACUCGGAACCUGGAGAACGAGCAGCCAGUGCAUUUGGUUCCUGAUGGCCCUGUGGGAGAGCAGAUCCGACGCAUCCUGAAGGGAAAGUCCAUUCAGCAGAGAGCUCCACCGUAUUAGCUCCAUUGACCUGGAGCCUGGUCGGCAACACUCACUGUCAGUUAGGCAGUCCUAAUGUAUCUGUACAUAGACCAUUUGCCCUGUAUUGGCAAAUGUAAGUUGUUUCUAUGAAACAAACAUAUUUAGUUCACUAUUAUAUAGUGGGUUAUAUUAAAAGAAAAGAAGAAAAAUAUCUAAUUCCUCUUGGCAGAUUUUAAUGUUUCAUAGCCAGGUAUCUGGGAUCUAGACAUCUGGAUUUAAUAUGAAUGGUAAAAUUGACUUCAAUGAACAGUAGCUUUUGGGUAGGAAAAGGCUUUGAUUUGUGGCAUAAGGCAGUGCUCAUGUAGCUAUUGCCAGUUUAAAAGCAGGUAAAUUGUAAACUUUUUUUUAAGAAAAAUGAAAGCAUUCGAAAGGAAAAAACUGAAUCUGGAUGUAGUGUUGAGGCUUCGUUUGGCCUGAUGCAUACCUGAUAGUUAUUGCUGGUGCUGGAAAGUGUCUAGUCAUUGGACUAGAUGGAAGGCAUCAUGGUUAAAAUUUGAUUUUUGCAUACUGUAUAUAAUUGUUGUUUUUGUCUUUAAAAGUAUUUGUACAUAUUUGGUCAUUAACAUGGCUGCAUUUAAAAUGUGUAAAUCAAUAAAGUAGAAAAGAACAAGUGAAUUGUAACUAUUUUUUGAAAUUAUGCACAUUCAAAAGAGUUGUGUCAUCACCCAGCUGCCAUCUCUAGAUGAGAAAGAUGGAGAGUUGUUCUCUGGUGGCUGACAGAGCUGUGUUUGAAUUGUAAAUAUGCUUUUUCUCAUACAUUGAGGUCAGACACAUUGUUUGCAGGGAAUUGCAUGCUCUUAAAGAAAAUACCUCUUUAUGGCUCACUUUCUAGAAUUUAUAAUUUACUUUCUCUGUUGAAAUUUUGUUUUACCUUUAGAGGAACAACAAAAAGUCAAUAUUGAAACAUGUCUUACUGGUUUUCUAUUGUCAAAUAAUGAUAAUGUACCAUGAUGUUUUAUAUUAUCAUUCAGAAGAAAAAUGCUUUGUUUUUUAGUAACCUUAAUCCUAUUAAUGUUAUUUUGCUUACCUCUGCCAUACGCUGAGGAGCAUAUUUGGCUUUGAUUGCACACUAAUUCAUUGUAAUAAAUUUGAUUCAUUAAAAACCUUUUUUUUAAAAUGAGAAGUCUCACGUGCAACUGACUGACUAAUCACCUUUGUAAUUAAAAUCCUUUUAAAAAGAUAACCUGUGGCUCGAUCACACUGUUUGACCCAAUAUGUCUUGUGGACAAAAGUUAGUUAUAGUUAUUUGGUAUCUGACAAUAUGGCUGUGACAUGAACUAGUCCGUUCACACUCAUGGAGAAACUCAUGCAUGGUUUUAAAUAAACGUUAAUUCAGUAA